AUAAACAUAACCUACAAAUUCUAUAUGACCUGCGGUGACCUUUUACGUUUAAAAAGCAUUUUUUUAUUUUAAUUUCAAAUGUGACAUUCUAAAAAUCAAAAUGACGAGCCUUAACGAUAUAGACACCAAUUUCGUAAAAUGUAUCGGUUAUUUACACGCCAGUGAGAAUUUGACGGUCGGUGAUAAAGUGCCUCUACAAAUAUUCCUUGAAGAAGCAAUAAAAAGCAAAACAGGGACCACAAAAGAUUUUACAAGCCUGGUUUCAGUUUGUCUGAAGCAGCACAGGAUAGAUGACAUCAAGAUUAUCAAUUAUGAGGAAAGUAAACAGUCUAAUUCGGAUAACGAGUUGGAGCUGGAUUUACUUAAAGAAGACUUAUUGUGUAUUGUUUGCAAUGAAAUGGAUGUAGGGGCUAGAAAUAGACUCUUAGAGUGUUCUGAUUGUCACUCUUUGUAUCACCAAGAGUGCCACAAGCCUGUGGUUACUUUGGAGGACUCAUUUGAUGGCUGGGUUUGCCAAAAUUGCAAAGAUGCUAAUAAAAAGAAGCAACAAGUUUCUUCCUCGAAUGCAAGCAGUUCUGUACCAUCAAGUUCAUCUUCCUCGAAAUCUUCAAAAUCUAGCUCUUCACACAGACAUUCCUCCAGUUCCAGUUCUUAUAAGUCUAGCUCUAAGGAUAAAUAUAAAUCAAGUUCAAGCAGUAGCAAAUCAAGCUCAUCUAGCUCAAAACCAUCUAGUUCAUCUAGCUCUGCUUCAAGUUCAAGAAGUAGCGCCCCUCCUCACAAUUUAAAUAUUAUCAGUGCUGACAAAAGAUUGCAAAUAAUGAAGAAGAAAGCUGCCAAGUUGCAGGAAAAAAAGAAAUUACCCAGAUAAAUAAAUAUUAUACAUUGACA
This is a messenger RNA of Brassicogethes aeneus, 888 nucleotides long. NCBI's taxonomy places the organism in Eukaryota, Metazoa, Arthropoda, Insecta, Coleoptera, Nitidulidae. The record is from the annotation of a GenBank genome assembly.